UAACGCGCCACGCGUCCCGAAUGCCUGCAUCAGUAUGCUACCGCGCGAGUUCUCCUACUUCGGUAGCUUAUUCUUCCUGACGUUGCCUGUGCACCUCGUGUACGCAAUACCAUCGUGUUUCAGUUCUGGCGGUGUCAGAUACCCGUCGUACACAUGCUCCGGUUUCAAGAACUCCGCGAACUUCGACGAGUUCGUGGAUCGAGCUUCGGUGAGGUCUAACGUUCGAUUCAUUUUGACGAACAGCCAACUGGACUCUAUUCCACCUAGGGCCUUCACCGGCAUUCGGGCUUCGGCUUUGGAGCUUGAGAACGUGCGAGUGAACAACUCACUAACUUUCGACGCGGACGGAGAUUCGUUCGUGGGGCUGGAAGCUAGCCUCGAAAAGAUCGUGUUUAGUCGAAACAGCAGUGUUCCGCGAGCGUGGACAUUCUCGAAGCGGAUGGAGAAACUGAGACAGGUUGUCUUGUUUGAGAUCAACCGGUUGAGUCUUUCGUCAAGUUUCAACGACUUACCCAAGAGCGUGGUUCAAGUGGACGUUGUCGGCUCGACUAUACAAGAUGUGGACGACCACUGGUUGUCCUCUUUGCCCAACCUUGAGGCUAUUGUGAUUAGGAACUCGAACGUCUCGUCAUUCCUGAGGACUAUGCUUCCCAACCCAGCCACUAAACUGGAAGCCUUGCUUUUGGAGAAUUGUUCCUUGACGCAACUUCCAGUCGGCUUCAGUGACUGUCUGCCCUCGCUGAAAUAUGUCAGCCUUGUGGACAACCUAAUAACCACGUUGGAUGGAGGUAGCUUUUGGCCCUUGAGAGGUGCUGACGUCAUUGUUCGCAUCACUGGAAAUCCACUGCACUGCGACUGUCGUAUGCGAGCUGUGUUGCACCACGGGCGCACUUCUCUUCAUGGCCAGUGCCGAAGCCCGGAAUGGCUGAGGGACCGUGAGCUACGCACCUUGCGACCAGAAGACCUCGAGUGCAGCUCCAGUGGAGUAGUUAACUGAACACGCUCAGUUUUUUUGUGA
This is a messenger RNA of Ixodes scapularis (black-legged tick), 1018 nucleotides long. RefSeq names its product phospholipase A2 inhibitor beta. The record is from RefSeq and is a predicted model, not a curated record. Gene Ontology annotation, cellular component: plasma membrane. NCBI's taxonomy places the organism in Eukaryota, Metazoa, Arthropoda, Arachnida, Ixodida, Ixodidae. Gene Ontology annotation, molecular function: protein binding. The coding region runs from base 35 to 997 and encodes 320 amino acids. The transcript is spliced from 3 exons.